UUGAAAAGGCAAGGCAAUAUUUAUGGUUGGGAAACCUUUUAUUACUUAUUAGUAUUGAGACUCUUCUCCUCCUUCUCUUGGGUCCCACUCUUAGUGGCAUCAUCGACGCCUAAAGCAGCUGCUCCAUAUAUGCAACUGUGGAUUGGCGCCACAAAUCUGAGGAUGGACAAGAAGAGAGAAGAAGGAAAGGAGCCGAUUGCAAAGGAGAGAGAGGGCAGUGUUAAAUUCAAGCCUGAGGUUCAUCAAAUGCAAAAACUCGUAACCACCGAGACGUCUGGCGGUUGGGAGAAUUGUUGGGAGCAGGGAUUGACACCAUGGGAUUUAGGACGCCCAACACCUAUUAUCUUACAUCUUCAUCAGACAGGUGCCCUUCCUAAGGGCAGGGCUUUAGUCCCUGGAUGUGGCUCUGGUUAUGAUGUGGUAGCAAUGGCAUGCUCUGAACGCUAUGUUGUUGGAUUGGACGUCUCGCACACGGCUAUUGAGAAAGCAAUAGAGUUGUCUUCCUCAUUACCAAAUUCAAGUUACUUUACAUUCUUGAAGGCAGACUUCUUCACUUGGCAUCCACCUGAGUUGUUUGAUCUCAUUUUCGAUUACACGUUCUUCUGUGCUAUCGAACCAGGGAUGAGAUCAAGAUGGGCAUGCAAAGUUCAAGAAAUGUUGAAACCUGAUGGAGAGCUCAUAACACUGAUGUAUCCGAUCAGCGAUCAUGUUGGUGGGCCCCCGUAUAAAGUAUCAGUCUCCGACUAUGAAGAGGUGUUGCAUCCCAUGGGCUUCAAGGCAGUAACCAUUGUUGAUAACGAACUUGCUAUCGAAGCUCGCAAGAUGGGAUGGACUGAUGGAGGAUCCAGGUGUGAUUAUGUGCUUGUGCAAUGGGCAUGGCUUAUAAUGUUCUUCUUUUCUCCUUACAGGGAAGAGAGAAAUUUGGAAGAUGGAGGAGGGAUACAACCCAAUCCAUACUUUGACGAGUAUACAAACACUCUUGAUGCAUGAUCCUCAUUUCUUCGGGAGGAGGGCACAUUGAGCAUCAACAUGAAUGAUGGUUUCUGAAGGAGUUGAAUCGCCAUCUCCUUGCUGUACAGGAUCCACGCCCAUCAUUGACUUGAAUCCUCUGGGAUUAUACUGGCAUGUGAAUGUCUGUUCUAUCAUUUACUAGUGAGAAUAAUAUCAACCUUGAAGAAUAAUAUGAUGAAUGUCUGUUCUUUACAUUGAUUUAAGCGGUUCAAUACCAAACCAAGAUUGUUUUUGACAUUAAUCAUAAGAAAAUAUAUUGAUGUAAUAUUAUUCAA
This is a messenger RNA of Populus trichocarpa (black cottonwood), 1286 nucleotides long. RefSeq names its product probable thiol methyltransferase 2. Bases 130 to 990 code for a protein of 286 amino acids. Gene Ontology annotation, molecular function: S-adenosylmethionine-dependent methyltransferase activity. Lineage: Eukaryota; Viridiplantae; Streptophyta; Magnoliopsida; Malpighiales; Salicaceae. The transcript has 9 exons. The record is from RefSeq and is a predicted model, not a curated record.